Meriones unguiculatus (Mongolian gerbil) is the source of this 5776-nucleotide messenger RNA. It is a transcript of the gene Dcbld2, whose product is annotated as discoidin, CUB and LCCL domain containing 2. The transcript has 16 exons. NCBI's taxonomy places the organism in Eukaryota, Metazoa, Chordata, Mammalia, Rodentia, Muridae. The coding region runs from base 210 to 2510 and encodes 766 amino acids. The record is from RefSeq and is a predicted model, not a curated record.
GCGUCCCAGCUCGGCCCCGGGUGCUGCCCUCGCGUCCGCCGCGCUCCGGCCUGGGGUCUCGUGGCGGGAAGCGAGGCGAAGCGGGGAGCAGGGCGGAGGGGGGUCGAGGCGCGCUGCGCUGCCGCCCGGUCCUCUCCGGGAGCUGCGGACCCCGGGCGCGCGGGGCUCGGCGGCGCGCGCACUAUGCGGGCGGAUUGCCGGCCGCCGCGAUGGCGAGCCGGGCGCCGCUGAGAGCCGCGCGCAGCCCGCGAGCUCCCCGAGGCCGGGCCGCGCCCGCCGCCACCGCCGGCCGGGCCGCGCUGCGCAUCGCCCGCUGCUGCCCCCUCCCUCCCGGCCGCAACUCCCCGUCCAGGCCUCUGCUGCUCCUCCUGCUCCUGCUGCUCCAGGACGCGGGAGCCCAGCAAGGUGAUGGAUGUGGACACACUGUACUAGGCCCUGAGAGUGGAACUCUUGCAUCCAUCAACUACCCACACACCUAUCCUAACAGCACCGUAUGUGAAUGGGAAAUCCGUGUAAAGAUGGGAGAAAGAAUUCGCAUCAAAUUUGGUGACUUUGACAUUGAAGAUUCUGAUUCUUGUCACUUUAAUUACCUGAAAAUCUAUAAUGGAAUUGGAGUCAGCAGGACGGAAAUAGGCAAAUACUGUGGUCUGGGUUUACAAAUGAAUCGGUCAAUUGAGUCCAAAGGCAGUGAAGUCACAGUGCUAUUCAUGAGUGGAAUCCAUGCUUCUGGACGAGGAUUUUUGGCUUCAUACUCAGUUAUAGAUAAACAAGAUUUAAUCACUUGUUUGGAUACUGUAACUAAUUUUUUGGAACCUGAGUUCAGUAAGUACUGCCCAGCUGGCUGUCUGCUCCCCUUUGCUGAAAUAUCAGGAACAGUUCCUCACGGAUAUAGAGAUUCUUCGCCAUUGUGUGUGGCUGGAAUCCACGCGGGAGUAGUGUCCAAUGUGCUCGGUGGCCAAAUCAGUGUUGUGAUUAGCAAAGGCACCCCGUACUAUGAAAGCUCUUUGGCUAACAACGUCACUUCCAUGGUGGGAUACUUGUCUGCGAGUCUGUUUACAUUUAAGACAAGUGGUUGUUAUGGAACUCUGGGGAUGGAGUCCGGUGUGAUUGCUGAUCCCCAGAUAACAGCGUCAUCUGUACUGGAGUGGACUGACCACAUGGGGCAGGAGAACAGCUGGAAACCCGAGAAGGCCAGGCUGAGGAAGCCUGGGCCUCCCUGGGCUGCUUUUGCCACAGACGAGCAUCAGUGGCUGCAGAUAGACCUGAAUAAGGAGAAGAAGAUAACAGGUAUUGUAACCACUGGAUCUACCAUGGUAGAGCACAAUUACUAUGUGUCUGCCUACAGAGUUCUGUACAGCGACGAUGGGCAGAAAUGGACAGUGUACAGAGAACCUGGCGUGGAGCAAGACAAGAUAUUUCAAGGAAACAAAGAUUAUCACAAGGAUGUUCGUAAUAACUUUUUGCCACCAAUUAUUGCACGUUUCAUUAGAGUGAACCCUGUCCAGUGGCAACAGAAAAUUGCCAUGAAAGUGGAGCUGCUUGGAUGUCAGUUCACUCUCAAAGGUCGUCUUCCAAAGCUUACUCAGCCUCCACCACCUCGGAACAGCAAUAACCUCAAAAACACCACAACCCAUCCCAAACCAGGUCGUGCCCCUAAAUUUACCCAAGGACUUCAGCCUCGAAGUAGGAAUGAACUUCCUGCACAUACAACUGCCACUCCUGACAUAAAAAACACGACCGUGACUCCCAGUGUAACCAAAGAUGUCGCGCUGGCUGCUGUUCUUGUUCCUGUGCUGGUCAUGGCCCUUACCACACUCAUCCUCAUUUUAGUGUGUGCUUGGCAUUGGAGAAACAGAAAGAAAAAAACUGAAGGCACCUAUGAUUUACCCCACUGGGAUCGUGCAGGUUGGUGGAAAGGAGUGAAGCAGUUUCUUCCUGCCAAAUCGGUGGAACACGAGGAGACGCCAGUUCGCUACAGCAAUAGUGAAGUUAGUCACCUGAGUCCGAGGGAAGUCACCACAGUGCUGCAAGCUGAUUCUGCAGAAUAUGCACAGCCCCUCGUGGGAGGAAUCGUUGGCACACUCCAUCAGAGAUCUACUUUUAAACCUGAAGAAGGGAAAGCAGCAGCCUAUGCGGACCUAGAUCCUUACAACUCUCCAGUGCAGGAAGUAUACCACGCCUAUGCUGAACCCCUGCCCAUAACGGGGCCCGAGUAUGCAACUCCGAUCGUCAUGGACAUGUCAGGGCACCCCACAGCCUCAGUUGGCCUGCCCUCCACAUCCACUUUCAAAACUGCAGGGAACCAACCUCCCGCUAUAGUGGGAACUUACAACACGCUUCUCUCUAGGACUGACAGCUGCUCCUCGGGCCAGGCUCAGUACGACACCCCGAAGGGUGGGAAGCCAGCAGCUACCCCAGAGGAACUGCUGUACCAGGUGCCACAGAGCACCCAGGAGGCAUCGGGAGCGGGAAGGGAGGAGAAAUGUGAUGCCAUUAAAGAAAUCCUUUAAAGGUGGUGCUGCUUUUGACAAAGCAUCCAUUUAAAGCACAUGGCUUUUUAAUUCUUAGUGGUAGUGAUAGUAGAAUGUAUCAAGUAUCUGUCACUGAAGUGGUUAGGGGAAUGUGGUGACCGAGGUACAAGAAACUACUUAUUUUGCCAUCUUGCUUUAAAGGUGUUACUGUGUGACACAGUUACUGCUUGCCUGUUACAUUUCAGACAUCCCGUUUGUUACUACUGUAAAACACUAUUUUUAAUACAGAAAAAGCUCCCUAUAAUGCACUUCAGAGAAACUGAAAAUCACUGAGUAUUUAUUACCAAUGCUGCAGGUACAUUAAUGAGCUUGAGAUGGUUCUGUAAGCCUUGCUGGCAAUAAUGCAUGGUACUGUUCUUGAAAUACCAAAUGGCUUGAAAUUCUCCCUUUGUGAAAGGUGUGUACUAUCAUGCUUUCCUCCUCUGCUAAUCCUGUGUUGCUGUCCGCAUUCUUUGUUUACUUCACAACAAUCAGCGAUGGGUAAGCCUGUUCCAGUGGCAGCCAUGAAUACUUCUCUGUUUCCCCAGGAAGAUGCAUGGUUAGAACACUCUGCCUUGCAGUGAGCUAGGUGACUGGCCUCUUAUUUGAUGACACUCUUGACAGCAGUAACAUAUUGUGCCAAGGGCCUGGUCUCUCCUCUGUUCAUCCCACCCGGGACCCUCUGUGGCCUUGCUCCACCAUGUGUUUUAUGAACGCUGGAGGCCUCCUUUGCAGUAGGCAGUCACGUGAAACCAGCCUUCCCUAAGUAUACUUCUCCACAUGGACAUGGGAGAGAAGCAACUCACAGUUUAGAAAAGCUAUAAACGGAAGAAAUAAAAGACACUAAAACUUAACCUCCUUUGCCUUACUUACACACAAGCCCAAAUAUGCAAAUUUUCUGUGAGUCCCAAAAUAUUUUGUAAUUUUUGACAAAUACAUUUUAAUUUUCUUCAGUAAACCACUGUAAGAAAAAGAAAACCAACAUAUGAGCCAGGCCUGAUGGUUCAGGCCUAUAGUCCCCAGUACCUGGGAGGCAGAGGCAAGAGGACCCCGAGUUCAGUGCUUUGUAUUAUACAGACUGAGUUCAGGACUAACCUAGGCCACUCAUAAAACCCAAAAUAAGGGGUGGGGAUACGUCUCAGUGGUUUAGUGCUUGCCUACAACAUUGUGAGGCCCGAGGUUCAAUCCCCACUACUACAGAAGGAAAAUAAAGGGCGGCAUGCAUUCUUCGGGUCUCUCUGAUUCUGCCUUCUGUCUGGGAAGAGACCUAAAUAGUCCUUUGUGUCAGACCUGGUUGACAGAGAUGCUGUAGCAUCCGAACCGUGUGUGACUGUUCCAGCAUCCUACUUUCACUGCUUGAACAGGACCCGCCUUGCACACGUUUCAGCAGGAAAAACCACAGUUUAAUGGAUUAGCCUGUAGUACGGAAACCACCUUCUCCUGUCUGUAGGCUGGCAAGAUAACUGAAAAAGCACAUCAGAGGUGGACAUAAAUGCCCUGCCCCGUCUACAAACCUGUUUGCAGACUUAAGGUAUACUUGGCCGUUGGGUCCUUGGCAUGUUUCUCAGCUUGUUAUUAGACUUCACUCCAUUUGGACGGUGGUAAACAGUAUUGCCUUUGCUUCCUUCAGCCCGCACACCAGUAUUGUAAAACGCUGCUUCCGAAACACAACUGUUUGUUUCCGCAGGUUUCUGUCGCCUUCUCAUACGGCUUGCUUUUAUUGUAGUUUUGCCUUUUGUCUUACAGAGUUUGAGACACAAUCUCACUUGUUGAGACAUGAGCGCACAGCUUGCUUCAAGGUAACAAAGCAAAAAGCACAGAUGUUUGAGAAUGUGUAGAGUGCAUGCUGUUCAGGUGCCAACAGAGCAGACCUUCUGCUGUUUUGUUUUCACGCAUGCCCAGGACACAGAGAGUCGAGUUCUCUUCGAGUCACAUUCCCACUGGAAGCUUGAAGAGAUGCUGCAGAGAUGAAGUCAUUUUUCCCAAAGAAGCCUGCUAUUUUGUGUAACUGUGUGCCCCCGGUUAAUUUCCCCCAGAACUCUUUAAAAACAAAGUGAGGCCAUGUUUGUUGGUAUGACGCAUAUUGUAAGACUUGAUUCCUAUUGCCACUGUGCUGUCCUUGAACUCUACCAAUGGUUUUCACAGAAUACCUAGUUAUUUUUAUAUAUUUUUACUUUGCAGAUAAAGAGCUGAGCCUGAUUCAAAUGAUUUCUUCCUGGUUUUAUACUUUUCCCGUUUAGUUUCUGUAUUAUAGAUUACCUUAGGUUCUUAGUCACUUACAUGUCUGAGAGGACAAUCAAGUAAAAUGUGAAAGUAACCAUUUUUUGACCAAACUCCUUGAUUUUUUUUUUAAUUCUUCGCUCGAAAUAUUCAAUGCUUAAUUGGAUUUUCUGUUUCCUAAUAACGAUUAUAGAAAUAUAUAGACAACAGUGUGGCGAGCGCUGCCUUGGGAGGUUUCAGAAAAUUACACUGACUUGACUGUUCCUUGAUCCUAGAAACCAGCACAGAUAGAGAUACUGUGGAUUCUGGUUUGCAUUUUAUUAAAUGCGGUUUGUAGCUCCAAGUGGUUCCUGUUGAACGUGCCAGGUCUAUCCAUUUAUUUCAUUCAUGUUUCACUGUUUGCACUUUCCAUUGAACAAUGGUUUUAUUCGCUAUUCACAGAGAAUUUAUGCAGUCGUUACAGUGAUGGUGUGCUGUGUGUGUGUUCACUUCUCCUCUGCCUGUCCCGGGGAUGAAGUGUUAAAAGUGGAUGUAGCCACAAGAUGUGGCCAGGGACUGAGUGGGAGCUUCUGUGCCUUGGCUCUGCAUUGUCACCUGGAGAGCAGCAAAGGGGAGCAGAAAACCAAGGCAGACAAGACCACUAGAAAGAGCCCCGAGAUUAUGGGGGAUACUGGAAGGGUCCAGAUCCUCCAAGGAGAACUGGUGGGGGCUCUGUGUUAAAAAAAAAGGGGGGGGUAAUUCUACCUUUGGGUUGAACUUGAAGUCCCUAAACUGCAAACUCUAAGGAGUUGGAUGAUAGUGUUUAGGCGAACUGUGGCACCAAUUCUCAUUUAGUCCAACUUUCAUUUUCCAUUUUUGGCACUGGGAAUGGUGAAAACAUGUAUUGAAGUACAGAGGAGUGCCAGUUCUAUUCUCCCAGAAUGUAUUUUUCUUACCUCGGCAUGUACUGUAGUCACUUGAUAUUUGUAUAUGUUGCUAGAAUUUAGGCUGUUGAAAAUAGUGAAAUUCUAAUGUGUUUUUAAUAAAUUAUAUGUGUCUUGCUCAGA